GAACAUUCAGAACUUCUUCGCGUUAACGUCCGCGUAAAAUUGGCCUAUAAAUAUUAAUAUCCAUUUCUUCGAAAGUCCCCAAAUCUUUCUGCGAUCAAAAUCCAAAAUCCAAAAACCCUAGAAAAUCAAACAGCUGGGGAAUUCGAUCAACACCAUGGGCAACACGGAGAAGCUAAUGAACCAGAUCAUGGAGCUGAAAUUCACCUCCAAGUCUCUCCAGCGCCAAUCCCGAAAGUGCGAGAAGGAAGAGAAGGCCGAGAAGCUCAAGAUCAAGAAAGCCAUGGAGAAAGGCAACGUCGACGGCGCCCGGAUCUACGCCGAGAACGCCAUCCGCAAACGCACAGAGCAGAUGAACUACCUCCGCCUCGCCUCCCGCCUCGACGCCGUUGUCGCCCGCCUCGACACCCAGGCCAAGAUGACCACCAUCAACAAGUCUAUGGGCAAUAUCGUCAAAUCGCUCGAGUCGUCGCUCAACACCGGAAACCUCCAGAAGAUGUCGGAGACGAUGGACUCGUUUGAGAAGCAGUUUGUGAAUAUGGAGGUCCAGGCUGAGUUCAUGGAGAGCUCCAUGGCGGGGUCCACAUCGCUUUCGACUCCGGAAGGGGAGGUCAACAGUUUGAUGCAACAGGUGGCUGAUGACUAUGGGCUUGAGGUCUCUGUGGGCCUGCCGCAGCCGGCGGCCCAUGCCGUGCCGACGAAGGAGGCUGAGAAGGUCGAUGAGGAUGAUCUUUCCAGGAGGCUUGCUGAGCUCAAGGCUAGAGGCUGAUGUGGAAAUAUCUGUAUCGGCUUUCGGUGAGAAUUUGAUGUAUAAUGCUGGUUAUUUGGGUUUGUAGAAUUAUGAGCUCUGGUAUGAUACUGUUGGAACUGUUUUAAGACUUUAUAUUUGUGUAUAAAUUGACGAAUUAAUUCGCCAUUGGCCUUGUUGAAUAUGUGUGGUUAAUCGUUUCAUUAGUAAGAUGCUUGAAUCUGUGUGUUUUUGUUU
This is a messenger RNA of Fragaria vesca subsp. vesca, 982 nucleotides long. RefSeq names its product charged multivesicular body protein 1-like. Lineage: Eukaryota; Viridiplantae; Streptophyta; Magnoliopsida; Rosales; Rosaceae. The transcript has a single exon. The coding region runs from base 155 to 766 and encodes 203 amino acids. Gene Ontology annotation, cellular component: multivesicular body; ESCRT III complex. Gene Ontology annotation, biological process: protein transport; endosome transport via multivesicular body sorting pathway; late endosome to vacuole transport. The record is from RefSeq and is a predicted model, not a curated record.